This is a messenger RNA of Hermetia illucens (black soldier fly), 1276 nucleotides long. Its product is annotated as RING finger protein 141-like. The record is from RefSeq and is a predicted model, not a curated record. The transcript has 4 exons. Bases 88 to 831 code for a protein of 247 amino acids. Gene Ontology annotation, biological process: protein autoubiquitination. NCBI's taxonomy places the organism in Eukaryota, Metazoa, Arthropoda, Insecta, Diptera, Stratiomyidae. Gene Ontology annotation, molecular function: ubiquitin-protein transferase activity; metal ion binding.
AAGUGUCAUUGGUGUCAAACAUUUUCUGAGCACUGUAAACAAGUUUUCGUCGAUGGAAUAAAAAGUUGGCAUUUCAAUCUCCAAGUGAUGGGUCAGACUCAAAGUAUUACGGAAAAUUUGAUUCCCAACACCCUGGAUACAGUUCAAUUCGAAGUUAUCAAGCAUGCCCGUGUCCUUUCUGAGAUCGGACAACUUAGCUACGAGGAUUUUCAGAAGUGUCUGCAAGAGUUGAACGAGUUAUCACGCAAAUGUCUAGACAGCGGCGGGAAGCAAUUGGUGUUUUUGGUGAAAAAGGGCACAGACACUUCUGUCCUUUGGAAGGCCACCGUGAAAAUUGCUUGCGUGAAAGUUGAUCCAGUCUCGCGUCAAAUCGACAGCUACAAGUUUUUGAAUUUAAAGCAAUUCCUGUGCGUGUUCAAAACAUUCAAGGCACAUUUGGAUAAUUUGGUCUCGAGCGAAGAACAUCGGGAACGUCAUUAUUCUUCUGGACCGCAAUGCCUGGGCGACAUAUCAGCAUCUGUACUAAUGAAUCAGGCAACGGAUUCAUCUAGCAUAAGUUCCGACGGUUCUUCAUGUUCCACUCCACAGGAAUUCACAGAAUGUUCCAUUUGUUUGGAUAGAAAAACAGAAGUCUUGUUGCCAUGCGCUCAUACAUUUUGUGUUCCAUGCAUUGAACAAUGGAAUGUGAAUAAUAAAACCUGCCCGAUUUGCUGUGAAGAACUUGCCACCACCGACGAUACAUGGGUCAUGGCGGAAGCGCCCGGUGCCAAUGAAAUCAGCGACAAAAUAUGUGAUGAAUUGAUGAGUCUCUCGAAAAAUAAUACUUCAUAGAGUGCUUUAUUGAAUCGAAUUGUAACAUGCCAUCAAAUCGGCCAUCUAUUUGUAAUAAGUGGUGAAUGUUAUGAAAAUAUGGAGCCAGGAGCCAUGCAUGCAUGCGGACACCACAACUUUUGAAUAGUCCUAAACGUUGCAGUUGAACUGCGAACAAAACCAAUCUAAAUGUUGCCAAAUUCAGCGCUGAAUAAAAACUACUCUGCCGCCUCAAAGGCUAGAAAAGCAACCAAGAAGACAACUAUGCAACGAGCAAACAAUGUACACUUUCACAAAUCCUUUGGCUGUUUUUUCCCAUCAACUUCCUACCUUAUGUCGUUAUUAUUAUUAUUGUUGACCUUAGUGAUUGUUCCUUUGUUCAUAGCAUAAGUGAAAAAAUGUGUAAUUUAAAUAAUAAUAUUGUAUUUAUCUUAAAUUUAAUUAAACAACUGUUUAUUUUGACGCA